AUGGCAAUGAUCUUGGAGGCCUUUGUGAAGGAAAUCACGGAUACUUUUGUUCUGCUAAUCAGUUACUGUGGGAUGGGUGUCUCCAAUCAGAAUAAAAGUGUUGCACUAGUUGUCUUCAUUAAAGAUGUUGAGAAGGCGAUCAUUGGUAAUUCAGACAUUCUGAAGAGUAAACUUGAAAGCUUACCACAAAAUGUUGCUGUAAUUGGAUCACAUACCCAGCUCGAUAGUCGAAAGGACAAGGUGGUGUUUGAUUAUUGUAUUAUACCACACAUGAUGGCAUUCUAUAAACAAAGCUUGGGGCCAAUCCAGCAGCAUUACUUGGUCUUUCUUUCCCGCCUUAAGUAUGGGCUGAACAUUCUCCAGGGCAUUGAAGGUGAAAAAAAGAAUUCCAAAAAAUCGCUAAAGACUUUAGAAAAUGUGAAGGACACCUUUAAGGAGUUGGUUAUUCCUCUACAGAGAUCUGAACUCUUUAGCAAAGGACAGUUGGCUAAGCCCUGCAAGGGAAUACUACUCUUUAGCCCCCUUGGUACUGGAAAGACAAUGCUUGCGAAGGCUGUAGCAACCGAGGCUCGAGCCAACUUUAUUAACAUUCAAUGUCUAGCAUUACUUCAAUAG
Messenger RNA from Arachis stenosperma, 615 nucleotides. RefSeq names its product 26S proteasome regulatory subunit 4 homolog. Gene Ontology annotation, cellular component: mitochondrial outer membrane. The coding region runs from base 1 to 615 and encodes 204 amino acids. NCBI's taxonomy places the organism in Eukaryota, Viridiplantae, Streptophyta, Magnoliopsida, Fabales, Fabaceae. The record is from RefSeq and is a predicted model, not a curated record. The transcript is spliced from 7 exons. Gene Ontology annotation, molecular function: ATP hydrolysis activity; ATP binding.